Hirundo rustica (Barn swallow) is the source of this 2151-nucleotide messenger RNA. It is a transcript of the gene GMDS, whose product is annotated as GDP-mannose 4,6-dehydratase. The transcript is spliced from 12 exons. Gene Ontology annotation, molecular function: GDP-mannose 4,6-dehydratase activity. Gene Ontology annotation, biological process: GDP-mannose metabolic process. Lineage: Eukaryota; Metazoa; Chordata; Aves; Passeriformes; Hirundinidae. The record is from RefSeq and is a predicted model, not a curated record. The coding region runs from base 1 to 1260 and encodes 419 amino acids.
AUGCAAUUCACAGCACCUGGCUCCCCUAUCUGCUCUGCUGAGUGCGAGGAGUGCUUAGGGUGGCUACCUGAGGGGACUUGCGCUUUUGCUGUCCUGAGGAGCACCUCAUCUUGCAACGAGGAAGCAUUUCUUUCAUCCAAAGCAUUUUACAGGAUAACAAAGUGGACUGAGCAGCCGAGGAGAACUAGGAACUGUUCCCCUCUGCUACAUCCUGGAGGAGUUGCUAAUGAAAAAGAUGACAAGGAUGGAUCGUACUUGGCUGAGUUCCUGUUGGAAAAAGGCUAUGAGGUGCAUGGCAUUGUUCGUCGGUCCAGCUCAUUUAAUACAGGCCGGAUUGAACAUCUCUAUAAGAAUCCACAGGCUCACAUUGAAGGAAACAUGAAGCUGCACUAUGGAGAUCUCACAGACAGCACCUGCCUGGUGAAGAUCAUUAAUGAAGUCAAGCCCUCUGAGAUUUACAACCUGGGAGCUCAGAGCCAUGUCAAGAUUUCUUUCGAUCUAGCAGAAUAUACUGCUGACGUUGACGGGGUUGGCACUCUACGGCUCCUAGAUGCUAUUAAGACCUGUGGCCUUAUCAACUCUGUGAAGUUUUACCAAGCUUCCACCAGUGAGCUUUUUGGAAAAGUGCAAGAAAUCCCGCAAAAGGAGACCACCCCUUUUUACCCAAGAUCGCCUUACGGGGCAGCAAAACUGUAUGCCUACUGGAUUGUGGUGAACUUCAGAGAAGCCUACAAUCUCUUUGCUGUGAACGGCAUCCUCUUCAAUCACGAGAGCCCCAGAAGAGGGGCUAACUUUGUCACUCGAAAGAUUAGCCGAUCAGUAGCGAAGAUUCACCUUGGACAGCUGGAUUGUUUCAGCCUGGGCAAUCUGGAUGCUAAGAGAGACUGGGGCCAUGCCAGAGACUACGUCGAGGCCAUGUGGUUGAUGUUGCAAACGGAUGAGCCUGAGGACUUUGUCAUAGCCACUGGGGAGGUCCACAGUGUCCGUGAAUUCGUGGAGAAGUCAUUCAAGCACAUUGGGAAAACCAUUGUGUGGGAAGGGAAGAAUGAAAAUGAAGUGGGACGAUGCAAGGAGACUGGCAAGAUUCAUGUGACAGUCAAUCACAAGUACUACAGGCCAACUGAAGUGGACUUUCUGCAAGGGGACUGCACCAAAGCCAGGCAGAAGCUGAACUGGAAGCCGAGAGUCACGUUUGAUGAGCUGGUCAGGGAGAUGGUGGACGCUGACGUGGAGCUCAUGAGAAACAAUCCCAAUGCCUGAGCCCUGGCUGGGCCCAGCAGGCAUCACAGGACCGAUGCCACAGAUGCAACCCAUGGCCGGCGGCACUGCCAUGAGCCACCAGGGUGGGCAGCUGCCCCUCCCUGUGAUGGUUUUAUUGUUGGCCUGCCUGUGUGUAAAAGAACAAUUUUAUUCCUGCCUCCACCCUCUACAUCCUCCCGGUGCCUCUUGCCCCACGCGUCAUCCCAGGGUCAGCUCUGCCUGGGCUAAAUCUGUCUUCUGCCAUUAACUGGGGAAGGAUUAUACUGUACCUGAAAACUUGAUCAGCCAUCAAGCCCAUUGAUUUAAUUUUUAAUUGAGACUCAUCUUUCUAUUCUCUAGAACCUGCAGCACAUUUUUAGUCCUUAAUCCCAUUUGAGAAACAAAGCAUUCCCUGCCCCCCACUCCUCCCCUCUCCACAUCAGCAGACCUUUGGUGCAACAUGGGCUCGCCAUGCCUCCAGACCUUGCUCCUCAAAUUGUCCUUUCUGCCUUUCCUGAACACUCCUUUUUUCUUUCUUUCCUGCAGCCUACCUCCACCCCAACAGCCCAUUUCCAGCACCUGAACUCUGUAAAAGUUUGGAUAACUUGAUAUAACUUGCAGUGAAAUCGCCUUUUGACCAUGCUGAAUUAAUUCCUAAUUGCUGGAAUCGCUUUCAAAACAGUCAAGCUGGGGCUUGUGUAUGUUUUUCAGAUCUUCAUUUCAGAGUGUGCAUGAGUCACAGAAAGCCUUUUUGUCCAGCACCUUCUCAAUCUGGGGAGAUUAGAGUGUUUUGGUUUUUAAACCCCUCCCCCAAGAAUCAACCCAUUCCCCUUCCACCCUCUUCCUGCUUACUAUAAUUAAACCUCAGACAGGAGUGUGAACCAUUUCAAAAGAUGACUUAAGAAAUAAAAA